UCUCUCCAAACACUAUUAUAGUUGGACUAAUAUCAGGUAGUUGUAAGUACUAACUAAUGACCACGGUCCACAGCAAAGUAACUGAUAAAGUUUAUGAUGUGCAGUGUAAAGUAUUUAGUUGUUGAUAACACUUGAUAUCUUGUUUAUUUUUUUCUAUCAGUUUAAUAAUAUUAUAGAGCCUAUAAUAUAGACCUAUUAAUUGACUAUAUCUGGUUUAUAUUUUUAUAAGCACAGAAUAGAUUAAAUAGUAGUACCACCAUAGACCUAUAAACAUAUAUAUCUUUCUAUAAGUCUAUGUAUAUAUUAUUAUUUUAUUCCUUUAUCACUGAAUGUCAUCAAUGAUAAAUUUAAUUUAAUAUUUAUGAAAUCAAAAACUUUGGUUGUUAUUUGUUACCUACCAACUUUAAAUGUUUUAAUGUUUAAAAAGUUACAUUUAUUUGUUUGUAAUAAGUUAACAGUAAUUCGACUAAUACUCAUAAUGUCUAGAAUGAGACCAACUCAUAACCAAAUGAAGUUUUUGGUUGAUCAGAUGGCCAACGAUCAGCAAUUGUGUUCGAGUAAAUUUACUAAAACAUUCACACAUAAAAUCGCCCAACAGAGAUGGGAAAAUAUUGCUGUUCAAUUAAACUCGUUACCAGGAGCAGAGAAAAAUUUGCAAAAAUGGAAAAAGACAUGGCAAGAUACUAGAAAUAUUACAAAAACAAAAGCUGCAGCUAUUAAACGACAUCUAGGGGGUACAGGUGGUGGACCAAGUUGUUCAGUUGAAUUAAAUGCAAUUCAAAUAGAAACGUUACCUUUAUUGAGCAAAUCAUCAAUUAGUGGUCACAGCAAUUCGGUUGAAUCAAUUGUCCAGUUUGAUUUUGAUGGCUCUACCAAAGAUGUGAUAACUGGUAAAUUAACACAUCAAUUUAUUCUAAAACUGAAGAACUAUGUAUGGAUUUUGGAUUUUGUGGAAUCAUAUAUUUGCAAUAACAGUGGAAAUGAAAAUCCUGCAUUAAUUGCCAAAGAAACAGUUAAUUCAACUGAAAAUGAAAAUACCUACAAACAUUCAACUUUGAAGCUAUCAUCUACUAUCAAUGCUCAUAGACCAACUCAACCAAAAUUGAGAAGAAAAAUGACUGUUGCUUCCAAACUCAGCAAAAGCAAUACAGAGGCAAAUUGUCUAGCUAAUAUUGCAGAGAAAAAGUGUGACAUGAAAGCAGUUUACUACGAGAAAAAAAUGUAACUCUCAAAAAUUUAAAAACAUUCUGAAUUUGUAAACUCAAAGUUGCAUACAUUCCUUUAAAAAACUAGACUGAUAAAAUUAUAUUAGACUGAUUUUUUUUUUUUCAUAGUAAAGUUAUGUAAGUUAUUACUAUUAAUUAUUAUUUUUC
This is a messenger RNA of Rhopalosiphum maidis (corn leaf aphid), 1373 nucleotides long. RefSeq lists its product as uncharacterized. Lineage: Eukaryota; Metazoa; Arthropoda; Insecta; Hemiptera; Aphididae. The transcript is spliced from 5 exons. Gene Ontology annotation, cellular component: nucleus. Bases 362 to 1225 code for a protein of 287 amino acids. The record is from RefSeq and is a predicted model, not a curated record.